Molecule: messenger RNA, 1251 nt
Organism: Colletotrichum godetiae
Lineage: Eukaryota; Fungi; Ascomycota; Sordariomycetes; Glomerellales; Glomerellaceae
Product: small acidic protein family-domain-containing protein
Exons: 3
Coding region: 1-1251 (416 amino acids)
Source: RefSeq, a predicted model, not a curated record
AUGGCGCCAAUCAAAGAGGUCGUGGUUGGGAGCGCUGAGGACCUGAAGGCUCAGGCUGAGGGCAAGGAGAAGAAGAUCGAGCGCACACGCAACCAGCGUGAGAAACGUGCGGCCGCCAACGAGGAGAAGGGGCAGACCAAGGCGGCAGCCAAGCGUGAGCGCAAGGCCAACGUCCAGCGUGCCGCAAAAGGGCAGGAUCCAGUUCGCCAGCCCGCCGACAAAGCCAAGAAGGCGGCGCGCAAGGACAACAAGGACGAGAAGCGGUUUGACCGCAUGUUGAGACGGGCCGAUAAGCUCGAGGCUCAGGCCAAGAAGCUCAUGGCCGAGGCUGCGGCGGCGCGCGUAAGACACGCGGUCAUGGCUGAACAAAGAGAGAAGAACGCUGCCGAGAAGAAGGAGAACGAAGAUCUCAAGAUCCACGACGACGAGAACGAUUCAGACGCCGAUACUUCCUCGGACUCAUCAUCAUCAUCUUCUUCCUCCUCAGAUUCGGAUUCGGAUUCCGACUCUGACUCGGAGGCGGAAGAGACCAAGGGCGGCGCAGCUGUCGAACAAGACGAGGAUGUCGAUAUGGAACCCGAGUCACCAAACCCCAGCGCACAACUUCGCGCCGAAAGCGAGGCCAGAGCCAUUACCCAGGAACAGGAGAUGGAGGUCGACGAGGAGGAGGAGAAGCCCAAGAAGCCCAAGAAGUCAAAGAAGUCAAAGAAGAGCAAGAAGGUUGAGGAGGUUGCCGAGCCCGAGGAGCCAACCCCCGCCAAGAAGGAGAAGAAGGAUAAAAAGAAGAGCAAAAAGUCCAAGGCCGUGGAGGAAGCUGAGGAAGAGGUUAAGGAGUCUAAGAAGUCCGACAAGAAGCGCAAGCGCUCAAGGGAGGAGGACGAGGACGAAUCCGACGGCGGUGUCGCCAUUGCUGAGGAGACACCCAGCAAGAAAUCCAAGAAGGACAAGAAGGACAAGAAGAAGCAGAAGAAAGAGACGACCGAGGCGCCUGCUGCUGAUAAAGCUGCUGCUGCUGCUGCUGCUGCUGCGCAGUGGGAUGUCGGACAGCUGGGAGGAGGUUCGGCCCGCCAGCAGAAGUUCAUGCGUCUUCUCGGCGGCGGAAAGGGUGGUGCAGCUGCGGCUCCUCAGGCCUCCGGAUCCAAGGGCAAGCGUGACAUCAACAAGAUCACACAGGAACUCGAGCAGCAGUUCCAGGCUGGUGUGCACAUGAAGUACGAUGCUGGCGGCCAGCGUCGCGGUCUCGGCGCAUAA